Volvox carteri f. nagariensis is the source of this 1132-nucleotide messenger RNA. RefSeq lists its product as uncharacterized. Bases 132 to 1034 code for a protein of 300 amino acids. Gene Ontology annotation, molecular function: protein kinase activity; ATP binding. Gene Ontology annotation, biological process: protein phosphorylation. NCBI's taxonomy places the organism in Eukaryota, Viridiplantae, Chlorophyta, Chlorophyceae, Chlamydomonadales, Volvocaceae. The record is from RefSeq and is a predicted model, not a curated record. The transcript is spliced from 8 exons.
ACUACUAUUUUUCUAGAGUUACUUGGUUAACAUAGCGUGUUACGCUGCUUGAAGCUAAUAUAUAGAGGCACGCACCCCUGCAAAAUUCGGGUUUGGAUCCGCCAAUUUCUUACUUCGGUAUACGUAGCGCUAUGUCGCUUACGUCACAAAUGGGUCAAAUGAAGAUUAAAGACCCCGCUGAGAUCGAGAGGCUCUUAAAGGAGAACAGCGACCUCAAACGACAGAUCGCUGGAGGCGGCGCCAGCUCCUCGUACCAGAUCCCGUACGAAGAUCUGGAGGUGCAAGAUCAGAUUGGGGGCGGUGGAUUCUCACUGGUGUAUCGAGGCUUCUGGAAGGGAACCCCAGUCGCGAUCAAAAAGUGGUUUGACCCCAAUCACUCGGAACAGAUGGUGCAGGAGUUCAGGGAGGAGGUGAUGACGCUGGCGGAGCUUCGACACCCCAAUGUGUUGCAGUUCCUGGGUGCCUGCAUGAAGCCGCCGCACCUGGCCAUGGUGACCGAGCACAUGCCCUUCACGCUGCACCACGUGCUGUACCAGGCUGGCGUGGACUUGGACCGGAAGAAGGUGGUGGGCCUGGCCCAGGACAUUGCCAGGGCUUUCAUCUACCUGCACUCACGGCGGCCGGCGAUUGUGCACCGGGACAUCAAGCCCGCGAAUUUCCUCGUUGACCGUGCCUGGAAAGUUAAGGUUUGUGACUUUGGACUUGCAUCCAACAGUAAGGCCCAAUCAGGGGCGGGAACACCGCAAUACAUGGCCCCCGAGCUGUGGGAGAACAAGGCCUACAACGAAAAGGUGGACGUGUACGCCUUCGGGGUGAUGUUGAACGAGCUGGUGGCCAAGGAGCCGCCUUUCAACGGCAUGCCGUUGGGAGAUGUGCGUGCGGCAGUGCUGGCGGGCAAGCGGCCGGACGUGCCGCUAUCCUGUUCCAAGGCUUUGACGGACAUCAUCAAGAAGUGCUGGGCGGCGGAAUCUGCGGCACGGCCUAGCUUUGUACAGAUCAACGACCUUCUCAAGGAAGCGGCCAAGACGCUGUAGUGGCUGUAGCGCUGACCGCUGGCUCAUCAAGCGCGCACAACAGCUGCUACAACAACAACAACAACAACAACAACAACAAAGCAAAUGUAAUAUUCGUU